GUCAAGAUUACGUAAACACAUCACCCAGAAGGAGAAGGCAGGACGACAAAGAUCUCACCACAGUUCUGCUGGUGGACAGUAAUGGAAGGUCCUCCUUUGGAAGGUUCCUCAGUGUUAAACCCGACCUAGGCCUUAUUACCUCGACAGCACGUACCUUCAUACAAGAAGGGGUCACGACUGAGUACGCCACGCAAGUGCUCGGUACCACCCUAGACAAUGGACGACUGUACGCCCACUUGCUCACCAAGAGCUCCAGAGUCCUCUAUGACGAUUCUCCCUCGAAAUCAUACGAUCCGCACAAGAAGAAAUAUUGGAAAGUAAACGCUAACGCCAUUAACACCAAACAAUUCAUAAAAAACACCGAUUACAUCGUUCCCACCAGAGCGGAUGCCGUAUACGUAUUUCCUACCGAAAGUCCCAUCCAAUAUGCCCCCCUCGAGACUAACAAGCAAGAAGAAACGCCUAGAAGUCCCCAAGACGUAAUAGAGGAAGAACUACUGAAAGAAUCGCCUUCAAAUAACUUCAGGGUGCCUUUCGAAGAAAACCUAAAGAAUAAGGACGGCAUUCCUCAGCAAAGUAACGUCAAAGUUUUCAAAAUCAGCCCCCAGGACAGAGACAUAACCCUAGAAAACGUUAUAAACCACAAGGAACCUGUGGAAAAGCCUUCAGAAGAUUUCGGACCGUCCAAAGUGCGACCUUGGGACAACUUACCGACCUUCACCGUGAGAAAUGAAUUCUCCCCUUCGGGACUCUCUUACCUAGGGGAUUUUCCUGAAUUCGAUAGUCGUACAGAACGCUCCAAACUCACGACCCCCGCAGAACGAAAGGCGAAAUUACUGUUUAGAGCCGGCUUGACCAAACCGAACCCUAGAGAUUUUACAUCCAUAACAUACACAGGGUUCGCAGAUUUCACCACUACCGUCGGCGACACAGUAAUAAUAUUCACUCCUCAUACGUCCACUACUAACGAAAAUUUCGCAGAAACUACAAAGAUAUCUGUAGAACCCACUCUUAUUCAACCAACUGCUACAUUACUUGGUUCACCAGAUGUAACCACGUUACUGCAGCAGACACCAGAGGUACCAAGUGAAACUGAAAAACAAGAAGAACCGGAGGAACAACCAGAAGGACAACUGGAAGAAGAACCAGAAGAACAACCAGAAGAACAACCAGCCGAAGAACAACCAGCCGAAGAACAACCAGCCGAAGAACAACCAGCCGAAGAACAAGCUGAUAAAAAACCAGCUGAAGAACAACCAGUAGAACAACCGAUUGAGGAAGAAACGCCGGAAGAACAACCUACACAAACUCAAACCGAUGACUUAGAAGAGAUGAAAACACUAAUGCCUACAAUCGUUAUAGAUAAAACAGAUAGAUCAAGAGAUCCUAGUACUCAAACAACGGAAGAACGUGUCGAUAUGGAAGCCAAAUCAGCAGUUUUAGCUCAUGAACAAGGACAGGACAGUACUACAAGCUCUUCUAGUAGCACAUCUACGCUUGCAGCUUUUACACCAGACCUCAUAGAACCAUCGGAAAGUAAACCGACGAUGUUGUCGACUCCAUCGGAUGAAGAUAUCGCCAAAAUCUUCGCUUUACUACAAGCACAAGCUAAACAAUCCACGCAACCGCUGGAAACUGCAUCGACGAUAUUCUUCGAUGAAAAUCAAGAAGAAACGACUACUUCAGCCAGCGGUGGGGCAACCACAAUAUUUUUCGAGGAAGAUGCACCCAUAGAAACAAGCGCGGUAGAAAUUCCUGCAGCUUCUCAGGCAGUCGAAGAAAGCAUGGCUGGUACUACAGAAGAAGAAAUAAACCAAAACCUCAUUACGACAGAAAAAUUACCAGAAACUACAAAGCAAUUGCCCACUACUCUAGAACAACUCGAUAUUACUAAUGAAAUUUUAACAACCAGUGACAUCAUUAGUACCAUACCUAUACAGGAGACAACUCCAGAAAUGCUUCCAGAAUCGCCGGAAACCGAAGAAAAACAAGAAAAUGCAGAUGUUGAGUGCACCGAAGGAAGUCAGAUUACACCUACAACAAUUUACAAAACUUUAACAUAUUUCACAACGUUCUUCCUUCCAGUCGGUGAUGGGUCCACCACUUCAGUCAAAUCCAACGAAGUGGUGUCGACACAAAUAGGCUUCCUAACUUUACCCUGCGAUGAACCCAUCUCUCCCUCUACGACCAUUCAGCAAGUAGACACCACUACUACACCUAAGAAUGAUGAACAUAUCACCAUGAUACAUGAAGAAGGGUUGAGAAUCACUACAGAAGAAAGCAGCACAGAACAGACAAGCGAAAUCUUCGAAGAAAUGGCUACCACUGAACGGGAAGUAACCACCUUUAAAUCCUUGGAGAUAACUCCUCAGGAAAUCACCACAGAAAAAAGACACGUCACAGAAGAAGAGGAAGAUGCAAUCGAGGGCACUACUGAAGACGGUGACGAGGUUGAACUGAUAUACAAAACAUUGUAUACCACUUACACUUACCUCACGACGUAUUUCCAAGAAUCUACGACUUCGAUAGCCAGUAGGAUUGUCGUAACAACUAAUGUCAUCACAUCUACAUUAGAACCCGGUAGCGAAGCUACAGACCCCGCAGUAGCAGGGCUACUCGAAGGAGAUGAUAAUUUAAUCUCAACAUACAAGUCAAAAACCGUAUCUUUCGAAGACAUAACACAAAUUCAGCCUAGCAGUGUAGAUGACGAAAGUACUUCAACCGCUCACAUAUUCCAGAAUAAUGAAAACGGAGAUGAAAAUAACGAAGAAGGGUCAUCUUUGUUGAAGGCAACGCCAACGCUUGAUAAUGAAAAAGUCGCUCAUAAUGGAAUUAAAACAUAUUACACUACUUACACUUACUUUACCACAAUUUUCGUGGACGGUGCAACUGAUAUUUCUAGUAGAACAGAGGUGUACACGAACUAUGUAACUCCUACAGUACAACCUAGUGCUGUUGAUGAUAACAUUUCACCUACAAAAAUUGAAGAAUUAGAAGAAGAUACCAAGGAUCAAUUAGAACUACCAGAGGAAGAUGAUGAUAAUGAAGAAAGUGAAAUAAGGCGAAAAAUCGCCAGCUUAAAUGUAUCAGCUCAGAAUAGUUACAACACUAUUAACAGACAUCAUAAAACGGUGCUGACUGAAGAACAAACAGAGAAAGAGAAUGAAAUUUAUUCGUCCGUUACAUUCAAUCAUGAUAAUAACGUGGUGGCAGCUACUCCGAGUAUAAAAGAACAGGGUUAUAUCACAUUGCAACGUGGUGGUACCACGACGGUGGAUAAUGAAAUUACUGAAAAUGCUAUUUUGAAUCUAAGUGACUACGAAACUAUAGCUACGAUGGUCACCGACGUACGUAGUAGUACUUCCGAAGGUGAUAGAAGAAUUAUAGACAACGUAGAUAAAAGAAACGUAUUAGACGAUCAAAUAGUGUCUGAAUCUAACAACGAUUCCGAAAUCCUUCCAUCCCCCACCUUGUUGCUGCAAACAAGCUACACCACCUUCACAUACUUCACGACGAUGUAUCACGGUACGACUUCGAGUAAUGUAGUUAGCAGGUUAGAGACGGUGACCAACGUGGUCACACAAACAUUAACUCCAACACAAACCCUAAGUGCAGAGGAUCUGAGCCUGCCAGUAACUUACUUCACCACGUUCACGUACUGGACUACUCUUUAUAAGAACGGUACCACUAAAGUUACGAGUCGCGAGGAAACAAUUUCCAAUGUUGUUACUCCUACAAUAGAAGCUACUAGUCCAGCUCCUUCCAUUAGUAUAACUCCGAUUGUAACUGCGCCCCCUGCUGACGAUAUAGUGCCUACACAAUCCGAGAACAUUGUACCGUCUACGGUAGGAGAAGACGAUCUGACUACAUAUUUUACCACCUACACGUACUUCACAACUUCCUACAUUGGAAAUAGUACCGUCUUGAACAGCAGACUCGAAACCGUUACUAAUGUUGUGAAUAACUCUGCAGAAAUAGAUUCGAAUCAAAUCGGACGUACUGUUGGUUCCGGUACUGAAAAUCAGUUAGACGAUACUAUAGAAAAACCGAAGAUAGAACCAACCAGUAUCACCAGUACCAUUAGACCUACCGGAUUACUAUCUACCAUAAUGAACACCGAAGAAAAUGACGAUACUACCACUAUUCAUUCAACAGGCGUAUAUGGUACGUACAUAGAAGGAUUAUACGCAAAAGUUCUCGAAAGUACCUCGACUAUUAUCUCGAAAACAAUUGCUCCGUCUUCCGUGACAACAGAAAACUUGAAACCAACCGGCGUGGUUAGCAUCAACAAAGGAAAAAUUGUCGAUGCAGAAGGCGUCAGCACCUUGUUUUACACUACACAAGCCGUGGGCACGUAUACAGAUAACAGAUACGCCCAGGUGAUCAGUAGUACAAGUUCCCUUGUAGUUGAUGAAGAAAAGAAGGCUGCUCUGCCCACAGAUCUACCUAUACAUCGAACAGGAUUAGUGAGGCUUAUAGAAGGCUCUAUCAUACAAAAUGAUACAACGACCUUGUACGAAUCUAAAGUGUUGGGUACCGUCAUCGAUGGAAGAUACGCUCAAAUAAUAGAAAGCACUUCCAGCUUCUUGGUAGGAAAUGUUAAACCAAGUGCUGUAAGCGAAAUUGUCCCAUCACCCACUCAGGCGCCUGAUCAGCAAAUAGCUGCAACGGACACUAUCUCUCCGUCACCAGUAGUUAUAGAAGGAUCGAUCAGUGAUUCCUCUAAAUCAGAAGAUGAAACUUCUACAGAAGAAACCGGCGAAGAAGAAGAAGAGGAGGAGGACGAUCCAGAUAGUAGCAGAACAAAAUCCAGACUGACAUUCCAGUCCAAAAAACGAACUUUCACUCCGGCUAUUAGACCGUUUGCGUCGCGUCAAAGACCUACGUUCGCGCCCAAACGAAAACAAUCAGGCCAAAGCACAGCUGCAACUAUUACAAGGAGCAACUUCACACCUACAGUGACCGCGGUUCCAGCAUCUAAACCCAACAGAUUUGGAGGCAGACGUACCUCUUCGGGCGCUCAAGUCGUUCAACCGACUGCUUCUGGUGGCAGACGAUUUGCCAGACCAAAAUCUACGGCUGGCGGUGCCAGUUCUUCAGCUUUUGGAGCAAAGAGAGGCAGUUCUGCUAGGAUUCAGCCAACGGCGAGCGGAUUCGGUGCCAGUUCCAGAAGAGGAGGUUUUAGAUCUUCUAGCGCAGGCGGAGCUCUCAGAUCAAGUUCUCUCUAUGGUGCUAGGCCUAAAAUUCGUCCUACUGCAGUGUCCGGCCUGAACAGGUCACCUAAAUCCAACCUUGUAACGCAAGCAUCGAAUGAGGAAGAAAAUGAUUUGACAACUUUGGUAACUGAUAAUCCAACAGAUAACAUUGGCGAAGAAUUUGAGACCACCCUCGCUCUACAGACUACAACAGAAGGUGCAUCUAGGCGUAGUCAAAACCCUCUAUUAAGGUUUAGAAGACCCCCUCUUCCUCGUCCUACUCAGGCUUCCAGGGCCUCUACCCGAUCUGGUAAAAACGGAAAUUUGAACAACAAAAAAGCUACAUCCACCACUCCCAAACCGAAAAUUUCGUAUAAUAGACCUAGCAGUUUACUCAGCAGGCCCAGGUCUAACGGGCUCUUCCCCAGAAGAGGGCUAUUCACAACUACGACCCCUCCACCUCUUGAAGAAGAGGAAGAGGAAGAAGAUAUGGAAGAUCUUGAGGAAGAAGGAGAUGUUGAGGAAGAUACCGAUUACGAUAGCUCUCUAACCAACACCCAAAUAGCCAAUCCUCCCACUCCUCCAUCUACAAGAACAGGAAGAUCCAGUAAUAUUCAAAUAAGACCAUUCUUUAGAAAACGAACAAGGAGAGACACAUAUUCGAGAUUCAGAAGACCCACAGGCAAAACCACUGCUGCGCCACCACCUCAAGAAGAUGUAGAGACAGAAGGCCCUAAAAAUACAGGAAGAGGUAGAUUUACACCAAAGAACCGUGCAAAAUCUGCACAAACUGCAAAAUCUGCACAAACUACUACAUCUGCUCCUACAACCCGUAAAAGAAUAUCGCCGAGUAAAACAUCUCAACAGGGCAGAUCACAAUUCACGCUUAGAGAAAAAGAUACAUCUUCGACUUCUUCCUCUUCAGGCAGAUCUAAUUUCAAGCGGCCAAAAACCACUUCUACAAGGACUACGAGGCCAACUGCAGCAUCUAGGCCAAAAUCGCCAAGAUUAAGAAAUAAUUAUCAGACAGAGGCAACCGUACACAGAAAACCUACAUCUAGUAAUCGACAGCAGUCGAGAACUACUACUAGAAGCAGAACUCAAAGCAACGCAAGAGCUAGGUAUCAAAAAGAGGAUAAUCAGAAAACUAUCGAUACUAACUUUGUAGUUCCACAAUUCGACGGCACAAUAACUGUGACGCAUCACAUACCCACAGAGGUCAGUAUACCAGUAGUAAACGGCAAAAUAACGGAAUAUAAAAAUGUCGUAUCUGCCAGCCAUAGCACCGAAGUCUUAGAUCCUAGGCAAUAUUCAACAUCUGUAAACGCCUUAGGCAAAGAAUUGAAAGUGUUAUUAAGUGAAAACACAGGCGUAGGGAAUAACGGAGCCACAUUGAUCACACAGUUCAUCCUUAACGAAACUCCGACUACUAGCGUUAUAUUUACCCCCACGUACAUUAACAGGCGGAAAACAUCGUUCUCGCACGUGGUACCAAGCACCGUUUACGAUGUAGAAGAAGUGGUGAACACCAUUCAACCAGCACUGGCCGCUCAAGCUCCACUAGCAAAUAUUUUGCUCUCUCAGCUACUUUUAGGCGGUUUGCAACCACAGACCAACCCGUUGUUGGCUCUGCAGCAACCAGUCCUGGGAGCACCACCCUCACCAACUACGGAAUACAAGACCAGAACCACAACUUAUGUGACUACGGUGACUAGCCAAACAUCUACCGUGAUCCCAUUGACAUUUAGAGGAAAAGAAAUUUUAACAACGAUCGUAGACAGCAGCGUAAAUGUUAUUACCGCUACGGAAUUCUUAACUGAUACAGUUGUUGUUACACCAACCCUAGGGUUCCCUGUACCCCCGCAGUUAAAUACGGCUCUACUGCUACCUCUGCUGCAACAACAGUUGCAACAAGCAGCACCGCAACAACCCGCUUUCAAUUUGCCCAAUGACCAGCCCAAAGCGCAGGCCCUAUACCAAGAACCAGAACAGUUCAAUUUGGCUAUAGAUGACUCUAGCGAGUUACAAGCUGCCGACGAAGUGACCCCGGCUCCUAGACGAAAAGUCUCGAGAAAUAACAAGAAGAAUAAACCAGCUCCAGUGGCACCACCUAAAGAAACCAGCGUGGUAACCUUGUACGUGUCCGGAAGAACACCUGGGGAGUUUACGACUGUCCUUUCAACGGUAACAAUUGGAGAAGAAAAUAACAGGAGAAAGAGAGAGGUACCAUACAUACCGGUAAGACCAUCAAUUACAGUGGACGACCCCUCGGAAGUUGCUAGUAGUGAUCACUAUGACAGUUACGUUAUGCCGACUGCGAAAGACGUACAAUUAGAAGCUUCCGAAAUUACCAAAGAAACAGAAAGCUUGGAGAGCAUAAUAGGAGAUGUUAGAAAACAUUUAACUACCCGCACUCCCGAAUUGUUCAAUGUAAAACCGACCAAAUCGAACCUGGCGUCGAAAAAGUACAAAAUUAAAUACGUAAAAGCUUCGGAAGAAAGCCAAAAAUCUUCCGAUGAUUUUUUAGCGUGUGACCUUAGCAAAGUAGCCCCGCUCGUGCCGAAGGUCGAAACGUUACUAACUCUAGGGGGCCAGUCUAUUAAUACGGAAACUAACAAUAAAAUUUACGUUUCGAAUAAAGAUGGCAAUAAUGUAGACUUAGAUGUAAAAGUAGGAAUUAGAGAUGCUACUCACAUUAAUUUAAGGAAGAAGAGAGACGUGAGUGAUGUUAUAGAGGCGCCACCAGUUAAGAAAAGAAAGAGAAUAGUGAAGAAACUGGUCAGAGUUCAACCAAGGAAUACAACAGAUGUCAGUCCCACAACAGAUAGCGAAAUCGAGGUGACUACUAGGAGAGCUAGAAGACGAUUGAGAGUAAAGAAAAAGAAAAGGCUGCUAAAAAAAUGGGACAACCCAAAUGGUACAAGUACCGAAUCUUUAGAUGAUCUAAAACAAGUUGAUCCUCCAAGUAAAGAACCUGAAGAUCAUUUGCAACAAGCCACUAAGCCUAGAAGAAAAAUCGUGAUUACGAGGAAACGUCUCUUACCAAGACGUGACAAAUCUCUAGAUUUCAGUUCACAAAGCGAAACUAUUGAAUCUUCAACUACGACAACUAUGGUAGUAGAGACAACAAUAGCGCAUUUGAUUAAAGAAACUCUGGUUAGUCAUCAAGAGAAUAGUACAGAUGCAACUGAAGAGAAUAAUAUAGAAAAUGAGUCAGAUGAAGGUAACACUGAAGAAACGACUACAGAAAAUGUGGAUAACGAGGAUUAUGACGAUGAAGAUAACGAGGAUUAUGAAGAUAGAGAAACGGAGAGUCCCAAUGAAACAUUACCACCGGUAGAGAGUCCCAAAAAUGAAUUAACUUUGGAAAAUGAAAAUGGAAAUGAUAGUGAAUACGAUUCUGAAGAAAGCAAACUUGACGAAGUGGAGGACGUCACAGAAGAGAAUCUAAUUGACGAUGAAAACGAUAGUGAUGAAAACACCGAAUCGCCUACAUUCCAAAGCAUCCCCGAAUACGAACCCUUUUUCCCUGAACUCACGGAAUCCCUAGAUGCCCCCGUACUUCUCUUAAAAACCACAGUACUCUCUUCUAUCGAACUAUUGACGAAAACUAUUGUACAAAGUAGACUAAGAACAUUUACGUUUAUCGUGACCAGAGUGCACGGCACUGAACAGAUAGUGACUUCCACCACCGAAGUGAAACCACAGAUACAGACGAGUAUUAUAACCGAACCCCUCACAAAAUAUACCACUUUAACUCUUCUGGACUUCGACGCCACCCAGACACUGACAGAGCUUGAAACGACCACAAUUCCCACUUUGGAUAACUCCCCACCUCAACUUCUUAACCAAGAAAAUGCAGGUAGAGGUCACGAGGAAGCGAGGUAUAACUUAGCGACAAGAAUAAUGUCCAAUGGUGUCGAAGUUAUAGUGGCAGGCGACAAGACGACUCUACCAGGAGAACCUGAUAUCAAGAGGGUGGCUCCCAGUAAUGUCCAGAAACCCGUUACGCUGAAGCCCAGCACCCUAACGGAUCACAUGGUCAUGAUGUUGCCGCAAGAAUCGGCAAACCUCAACGGCCUGGCGUCUUCACUCUACCCAAAUCAAUUUGUGACGAAAACAUGUCUAACAACAUUCACUUACCUAACAACUUACUUGGAAGGCAGUACAACUACCGUAUCUAGUCACGAGCAAGUCGUGUCUAAUAUUGCUACCGAGGAAAGGAACACGGGUAAAAUUUUACCUACCCCAGCUAUGGGCAUUACUUUGACUCAGUAUCCAAACUUAUCUGUUGGAGUGUUUCACACAACGUACACAUAUCUCAACACCAUUUUGGAUGGAGAACAGCCGCUUGUAGUUUCGUCAAAGCAUACCGUCACCAACACAGUCACCGCUCCUGACGACUAUUUGUCCCUUCUACAACCGUCACAUACAGUGUCCGCAAUCAAAGACACAAACACUUACUACAGCACCAUCCCUCUUAAGAAGACGAUAUACGAUGGUGAUCAAUCGUCUGUUGUAAGCACCAACGAAGUUGUAACUCAAGUAGUCAUAACAGAAAGUGUACCACCAAGAGCCACUUCCGUUAUGACGUCUUACAUUGCACUGGACGUGGAAGAUUCAAGUUCAAUGCCGAUGUCUCCGUACACAACAACAGACGUCGUAAAAACUUAUUUCGUUACAUAUACGUACUUUAACACGAUUAUGGAGAACGGAAAACCUGUGAUAAAUACCAAUAUAUCCACUUCCAGUGAUGUGGUAACUGAGAAAUUGUAUUUAUAUCCCAAGAAAACAAAUAGUGUGGUGACAAGUUCCUCGGUUCUUAAAGAUGAAAAGAAACACAAAGUUGAUUCGCCGGGUGAAAAUUUCUAUAUUCUGGCAACGAAAACUUAUUUCACCACUUUUACCUACUUCACUACCAUGCUACAAGAAAAUAAUCCACAAAGUCCUACGAUCAUAAGUUCCCGAACGAGAGUAGUUGAAAAUUUGGUGACAGAAACAAUAAAUCCCGACCUACUAGAUAAGAAAUACUUAAAUAUACUAAAAAGCGAAAUUAGGGAGGGAUCUAACAGCAUAAUUAAAGUUGCAACGUUACAUGACGGUCAAAAAAUUGAAAUUACUGCAAUUGCAAAUGAGAUGCAGGAAAAAAUUAAGCCGACUAAAGUCCUGCCUAUUGAAAAGACGAAAGAUCCGGAUGAAACCAUGAGCAGUAUGGAACCCUCUCCAAAACCCUCGUCUUCAUCAUUGUCGAAUGUAAUUACGGGAUCUACAAUAGUUUUCGUCGACGAUGAUCCAUUUGCGCAGUUCGCUGCAACACCUACCCUCGAUACCAAACAGAAAACUUCUACUUUGCAAAACAAUUUGGGGUCUCUGCUGAGCUCAGAGAUCGUAAAGAACACGAAGGUCUCAACAUCCGUAGGCAAAACCAAACGUUCUACAAAGAGUAAAGUCAAAACUCAGUCAAAUGUGGUCACUCCAACUAAAACUAAGCCUCCCAGUCAACAGACUGAAACUGCAGAUAAAAAUAAAUCACCAAAUCAGAAUCUGAAGCUUCAGAACGAUAAAAAGAAACAAUCUGCUGGAACUAAAAUAGUCAAACCGCCAGCAGCACCGGCCGGGGAUCUAUUAGGGCUAGGCAGCAUAAACAUACAGGCACUGACACCCGUUUUAAACGCAAUGGCUGGUCUGAUCAGUACUAAUUUAAAAUCAAACAGACGAAACGACGCGAACAUCACAACGACCACGACUACCCCAAAGCCGAAGUUGACCUUGAAAAAUGAUGCUCACGUGGUGCCGCCCGCUGUAGACGUUCAGAAUAGAUCGCCCAUAUACAUACCCGUAGGAGGGUUAGCUGAUGACUUUGAAAUAGCAGAGAGUCAAAACAUCGCCACGUUCGACUGGGUGGAUCCACCUCCAAGGAAUCACUUACCGGGUAAAACAACUCACGAGGCGCCUCUCUUAAAUGGCGGAAUACCUAUAUCCCCAGGGGAGGUAAUAACGGCGAAUUCAGACGUAAUCGUGGGCAAGCCCGGAAGGAUAGGUCCAAGAAUUCCAACUAUUCCCCUGAAUCACAUCAAUACAGAAAACGAUGUUCCUAUAGACAUGAAACCUCCGCCAGUACCGAACAAAUGGACAAAAAACAACGAGUACAAGCACAUACCAGUUGCAAACAUUAGAAACGACAAACCUAUGCCGAAUGUGAUCCACGCUCAAAACAACGUCGAUUACAUAGGACCUCCGCCGCCCAUCAAAGAAAAUCUACGCGGAGAUAAAAGAAAACAUAUUCCACUGUUACCGCCUAGGAAACAAGUUCAGGAGUAUUACGAAACGGAACAUUCGACUCAUAACAUUAGAUAUGGCGGCACAAACGAAAUUCCACUGAACCAGCAGGCUUAUCCUAUAAAUCAGAACACUUACGGCCCUAUUUACGCGUCGAACGAAAUAAACAACGUAGUAAGCUUGCCAAACAUCCAACAUUCCAUACAACAGAACUACGAAUCAGUCGCCAAAGAUUCGUAUCCUAUUUACGCCCAACACCAAGCUUCCAUGAUACCGGACGCACCAACAGACAAUUUCAACAUCAAACCUCCUUCUGUCAUCAAUGAACCCAUUGUAUUACCCGAAGUAAUAGAGAGAUCUACAGGUCAACCGUUGCUGGUUAACAUUCAACCGAGUCAAGUGGCCUUUGUAAACAUCCCUUUCAACAGGACAACAGCGCUGAUCUACGGGGGAUCCACCGAACCACACAAGAAUGGCCAGUACUUCGAUGAUCCCUCUCCCUACCCCGAACCGGAAUUUUCCGGGAUAGAAUUUAAUAAUGGCGUCCCACACCUAGCCUCCGUGUACCACAACGAACACUCGAAUCAAAAACAAGUGAAUGGGGUCAUCAAAGUCGGUAACCAAUUCAUUAAUAUUGAACCAGCUUCCAGCGAUCAGAACGUGAAGUUCAAUAUAAAGCCUAGUAAGCCUCAGCAAGACGCUCAGGUGGCUUUUGGAAACAACCACGAAAUCAGCAUAAAUGUGCCACCGAUUUCAUUUGGGUUAGUACACCAGGAUAACGAUUUCAAUGCUCACGUUAUAAAUCAUGGAGAUAUCGAUUUCAGGCCUCCAGCUACUCCAUACGAGGUUGUACAAGAGCAACAUAACGAUGGGAAUUCUGGUUACAUGCAGAUCCCUCAGAACUUCAACAAGAACGAAGUUCAAAGACCUGUAAACGAUCAAAAUAUCAACAGGAAACCUGGCAACUACAUCAACCGUCCUUAUGAUCCACCCGUUAACGAAAUCAGACCGAAUUUCCCGCAAGCCCCUAGGGUCCCUCCUAGUAAGAGGCCUCUCUAUCAACAGAAUCCUCCAUUACAAAAUGAAUUAGAGAACAGAAAACCAGAAGAUCCUUACACAAUGUCAAAUAUUGAAGUCAAAAAACCACAUCAGGGUAAACCUCUACCACCAAAAAGGAAUAAUUUGCGCCCAAGACCACCUAGACCAGAAAGGCCCAACAUCGAAAUAUCCGAAUAUUUGACUCCACCACCACCAGUCAACAAAAUUACUUUACCUAAGCGAGUGUAUAAUCGACGGCCGACAAAGAGGCCUCUACCAAUACCUCUAACACCAAAUCAGGGUGUUGAGCAAGUAUAUAAUAUUCCAAAACCAGAAAAUAGCUUCGGUCAGUCCUAUGUUCCGUCGUACAUAUCAGGUAUCGAUACUGACAUCGGUGAUCACACAGACGACGAUCUGGAAAACGAGGAAGGCGAAGUAAUUCAAGAAUCCAACAGCAGGCCCUUGCUGCCAGGAGAAAUACCUUUUGAGAUACUGAAGGCUAAAACGAGUACCACUGAACGCUCGAGUAUUAAAGGUAAUCACACGAUACGGUUUCCCUCUGAUGAGCAAAUUAAAUUCCCUAGUUAUAACGAAAUAAUUCAGCACAAAUAUCCUAUUAUAUCCCAAAAUGCUAGACCCUUCACAUCACCUCAACCGGGCACUGUUACAAGACCUGAAAAUGCUUUUGUAAGGCCACAUACACCUAUUUCUAGACCAAAAAAUCCCGUGGUAAGACCAGAGAAUCAACAGACGAAUGAGAUAAAUAAUUUCGAUGGAAUACGUCCAGGAAUUAAACCACCUAGUGGUUUUGUAAACUCCCAUCCCAUCACAGAAAGGAUUAAUAUUCACUCUUCUCAAAACGCAACUCAGAAACACAAAAACAGCCCCAAUGGUUUCGUAGUUGCGGGCAGUCAAUUUGACGACGCAGGAAACCAACAUUUCGUUGUAAGUGGUAACCAAUUUACAAAUGUCUUGGGCGAAGUGAAUAAGAAGAAUGACGAAAAUCAUAACUACUUUAACGUUAAGCCCUCUAGUACCCCUAAGCCAAAUAGGGCGACAAUCAAACCGCUUGGUACAACCACUCCUAGUUACCCAUUGUUUGUAGAAAAUACACUAGACAAUGUUUUUGGUUUCAGUACAAAGAGUCCUAUAUCAGUAUAUAAACCAAAAACAACAAAGGCCACUACACAGAAGCCGAUUAUCAUAUACAUCGACGACACUAUAGAAAACAAGGAAAGCUUUUUCAAUCGCAAGAACAACAAAAACAAAGAUAGACCUAGCGUCACAUCUUUACCUAUCGAUACACAAACUGGCAAACCUCAAGAUUUUUUUGCUCUCCCAGCAAACUUUAGUCAAGUCAAUACUCAAACUGAAAAACCAUUUAUACCUAACAAGAACCCUUCACAACCUACAAAUCAAGUAAAUAUUAUUAAUGAUUUUACUACUGAUGCACCACCCCUAAAGUCUACUACAAGUGCUAUUCUCCAGGUAGCAACGCCUGAGUUGAACACCGGAGAAGUCACUGUAACUUAUACCAACGUUACCACUGAAUUAUCGGAUAUGGAGAUCAUGAAACCACCACCUCUCAUUGCAGAUCUACCCGUGAAGAAACCAGGCGUAGAAAUGCAACCACCAAAAAUCGAAAUAAACUCGCAUGGAGGUGAUAUCUUAAGGGUGCCGAAUAUUCAAACUGAAUCUGGGCUAAUUGACCGUACAUCCAGUCCUAAACCAUACAUUCCAGAACCAUUGGACACCAUGGUACCUCCCCCUCAGACUACCACAGAUGAGGAAGUUUUAGGAAUGAGUCCACCUCCUCUUGUAUCUACGCAUAAACCUAUUAUCAGCAAUAAACCAAUCACAACUGUAAAACCGAUAUUUUCCAUGGAAGUCGACAUACCAAAAGAAGUACCUGUGUUCAAACCCAGCACAAGUACCACCACUGAAAGAUACAAUAGAUUCACUAGACCUAGACGACCAUAUACAAGAAAACCAGGUCUCUACAGAACUUCUACGACCACACCAGUCGCUACUGAGGGUGGCAUAUAUAAUAAGAAACCCACUUACCCUAUUUACAAUGUCAUUAACCGAGGUACUACCACUCGUUCGACAACAGAAAAAGUUAUUACUCCAUCUCCUACGAUUAAAACCAAACCAUCUCUGGAGGUAAUUAUCGGCCAUCCAAAUUUGGAUCUAGAUGAGUCCCAAGAAUCUACAACUAUAAGAACCGAGUCUAGUGAAGAAAGUACAAACAUAGUGGAACUUACUGGAUCUGAGACACCUUUGCAAGAAAGUACCACAGAAACAACGGUUUCGCUCAACCGUGAUACAACAGAUUUGUUACUCGCGGAAAGUGAUGUCCAUAAAACCCAGGAAAUUCAGACUUCUGAAUCCACUAGCAGAAAAGAUAUCUUUACACAAGCCAUACAUCAUGCUGGUAAUGAAGUAAAAGUGGUGGAUGAAAUUAUCGAUUCUAGUCAUACAACAUCGAAGAAUGUAGUUCCUACAGUCACUACUGAAAGCAAACCAGUUAUACCUACAAGGUACAUUACCUACACGAUGACGUCUACUAUAACAAUAACAAAGACAACGGUGAUUAAAACACUAGGAGGUCCUCCAUCUACUCUCACGAUACUUGUAACUAAAACUGAAACUAGUACUAUUGUAGACACAGUUACAGAAUUUCACACUCUGGUAAAACCGACAAGCAUUAUAGAAACUGUGACUACAACUAUCAAACAAGGAAGUUCGCUGUAUCCUCCAGAUGCCUAUGGCAGUCCUUACCCAUCUAUUCAAAUAGCACCUACCCUUGUAACUCCAUUCUUACAUGAAGCCUCAACAGUAGUCACCGAUUUGUCCCAAGAAGAUCUAGAAGAAUUUAUAAUAAGUGAAACAGAUCCACCACCAAUGAGCAAAAAUGAAGAAGGUGAAAUAAGUGAUAAUGACUCCAUCCUUGUAGUGAUGACAGACAAAAACACCAAAGGUAUUGUUAAGGUACCCAACACCAGUUAUGAGAUUCCGGAUAGAGACGAAGUUAUAACGAGCAACAAGGUUAACAACAUCCUACUGGCUGGUAUACUUGGCGGAAACCAUCCGAACCAGGAUAUUCCAGAAAAGAAAACUGACAAAUGUGAACCAGACUGCAAAGCGACGAGAAACGAGCUCUGCCAGAAGGUGGAAGGCAUCAUGAGAUGCGUUUGCAGACCAGGAUUCGCUAGGAUGUUCCCAGAUAGGCCCUGCUUACCGACCUACACUUACAAUCUAAAAAUAACACUAGACAGGAUUAGUAAAGACCAAUUACACUUUUUCGAAGAUCUGGGUGAUUCCAACUCGACUGAGUUCAUAAAAUUCGCACAAGCAACGCGUGAAGCUCUCGAUAGGAUGGUGAUGCAGUCCGAUCUAAGGGAUAUAUUCCACGGAGUGCAAGUGCAUUCGUUUGGACCAGGUCCCACGACUAAGGGCAUCGUUGCCCGUUUCUACCUACAGCUCUCCGAUAACAUUGACGAGAUACGCCUGGAAGACAUCUUCAAGAAGUACUUGCGCAACAACAAUUACAGCCUAGGCGGAACAGACAUCUUCGCUUCCCCUCAAUCUAUAGAAGAGUUGAAGGCUCAAGAUUUCGAUGAGUGUUCAUAUUCUAAAUUCCACGAUUGCUCAGACAACGCCCAGUGUUUCAAUUUAAGAGGAACCUACACCUGUAGCUGUAGAGAAGGUUAUUUGGAUCUGUCGGAAAAUAUACUUUACCCUGGCCGGAUUUGUUCCGCGGAACAAGUUGGAUGUGAGAGAUGCAACUACCACGGUACAUGCUACUCCAGUGAGGGAGACGAAGUAGUUUGCGAUUGUUUCCAAUGGUACGCUGGAGAGAGCUGCCACAUAAACUUGAAAGUACUCCUAAUAGCUUUGGUGACACUUGGAACGAUUCUAUUCGUCCUACUGUUAGUGUGCUUGAUUUUAACCUGCGUGAGACGCAAACCUCAGAAAGCGGGGGUAGCUGCGGGGAUGGCUGCUGGAAUGAGUUUCUUCCCCCAACGAGUGGGAAGUUCCGGAAAUCGAGGUACACUAGAUAGGAGAGCCAUGAUCCACGAUACGAGUUCAGAAGAUAGCAGAUCCGAGACCAACACGUUGCCUUACGUUCAACAGAAACAGAAGAAACCGAAGGGGGCGCUCAAGAAGACCUCGAAAGUUUCCAUGCAACAUCCCCCCGAUGUGGAGAACGGAAUGAACACGAUUUCCUUCCCUGACCAGAAAGACAGAUCUUUGACUGUGAUGAUCCCGAGAGCUAAAUACCAUCCGGCUCCAACUAUGUCACCGCUCAUGAACUACACCACCUUCGACGCCCGAAAACCGUCAGUGCCGUCCGUCAGCGAAGCGAAGUUGUUGAGUUACUUGGAUGCUGGUCCAUCCCCAAGCAAGUCUGAAGCAAAGAGGAAAUUCAGCAACACGCCGAGCGAGACGUUGAUCGAAGAGAAACCCACUUCCAGGAAAACUUCCGGUGCACUCGUCUCCGCGGGUUUUGAAGUCUCGGCGACGGUGUGCAAUAAUAUAGGUACUCUGGGUACCACCUGUGGUACGGAGGCCGAUCGUAGCGAGAACGCCACGUUGAUACAGAAGAUCAGCGCGGACCUUUUGUCUAGCACGGGCACCAGGUCCCAAUUCAAUACAUUGCGGAAGUCUUUGGUGGAUGAAGAUGUUGAAACGUCCUCAAACUGGCUGGAUAUAGUGCCGAGGGUGACAACCGUAUCGGAGGCCAGAUCGUACGACGAGACGACCAUACCACCACCGAUGAAAUCCUUCCGAACCGAUUACGACUCCAAACCGUCUUCACAGCAGCCGAACGAUGAGGCAAACACGAUGGCUGAAAGAGAUUUAGGAUCUACUUUCUUGCUUCCCCACACGCAUUUGUAUAAACCUGACAGGGGAAGUGAUAUAUCAGGAUUCGAGUCCCUUUAGCAGAAGAAAAUUCACAUGGUAAUUUUCGCAAUGUGCCUUAUCAAUCGCGUGCCUGUGAGCCUGUGGUAUAUAUUUAUUUAUAAAACUUUUGUCCAUGAACAACCAGGUUAUUUUUUACUUUAUACCUAGUAAUUGUUAAUGUACAGAGAGAUUUUAUUUUAUGAGAUUCAUAUUUUUACAUAAUAUAAACUAGGCAUGUCCAAAAGAAGAGAGGAACUUUAGCAACAUUGGCCAUAUAUAUAUUUUUUUAUUGUUUGUAUAUAAUUAUGGAAAAUAUCAUGAGAUGAGCUGCAAAGCCUCCAUUUUUUUUUGGUAUAGGAUACUAUUAGGACUCCGAGAGCGAAUGGGUGUGUAAAUAUUUCAGUGUGCAAGAGUGAGUGCGUAAUAUUUAUAUUAAUUUUAUUCUGGUCUUAUAUUAAUAAUAAUUAUUUUUCUGUAUUAUAUUUAUACUUCGCAGGCAAAUUUAUGUGCAGAGUGUGCCAAAAAAGACUUACAUAUGUUUUGUAAAUUUGUUUUAAUUUUUUUUUUAUUAAAUAUUUAAAAAUAUAUUUUAUGUAAUAUAGUUUAGAUACAUACUGUAUAUCACCGCAAUGAAACCUAAUAUAAUAUUACUAAUAGGUUUUUAUAAAAAGAACGUUUUAAAUAAAUACUAUAUCUGAAACUUA
Messenger RNA from Anoplophora glabripennis (Asian longhorned beetle), 18124 nucleotides. RefSeq lists its product as uncharacterized. Gene Ontology annotation, molecular function: calcium ion binding. NCBI's taxonomy places the organism in Eukaryota, Metazoa, Arthropoda, Insecta, Coleoptera, Cerambycidae. The record is from RefSeq and is a predicted model, not a curated record.